AUGAAGACUCUAUAAAUUGAAAAGAUCAGAGAACUUAUGAUGAACCCUAAUUAAAUCAGAAAUAUGUCUGUUAUAGCUCACGUAGAUCAUGGAAAGACUACUCUUACAGACUCCUUGCUUGCUAGAGCUGGAAUUAUUUCUGAAAAUAAUGCUGGAAAAGCUUGCAUGAUGGACACUGAUCCUAAAGAACAAGAAAUGGGUAUCACUAUUAAGUCUACAGGAGUUUCUUUGUAUUAUUAAAAUACAGUAAAUAAGCAAGAAAGCAUCAUUAAUUUGAUUGAUUCCCCAGGGCAUAUAGAUUUUUCUGGAGAAGUUACUGCUGCUUUAAGAGUUACCGAUGGAGCUCUCGUUGUUGUAGAUGCUGUUGAAGGAGUUGCUGUUUAAACGGAAACUGUUCUGAGGUAGGCUUGUCAAGAAAGAAUAAGACCUGUACUCGUAAUUAAUAAGUUGGAUAGGCUUUUUAGUGAACUUAAAGAUGAUUAUGAAAAUAUUUAUCAAAGACUUAUUAAAAUUAUAGCUAAGGUUAAUUCAAUAUUAGAAAUGCACGAAAAUGACUCUAUUAAAAAUUACACUUUAGAUCCUUCUUUAGGCAAUGUUGCUUUUUCUUCAGGUAAACAAUGUUGGGGAUUCACUUUGAAAACUUUUGCAAGAAUUUACAGCUAAAAAUUCUCAACAAAAGAGGAUAUUUUAAUGAAUAAACUUUGGGGUGAUAAUUACUUUAAUCCAUAAACCAAGUCUUUCACUUAAGAUGCACAUUUAAUAAAUAAUGAAGGUAAGAAGGCACAGCGCUCUUUUAUAGAAUUCGUUUUAGCUCCUUUAGAUAAAUACUAUUCUGCUUCUUCAAAUGCAGAUAUUGAGACUCUUUCGAAAAUGGUAGAAAAGCUUCAUAUUUCUACUAUUUUGACUACUGCAGAGUUAGAUAGACUCAAAUAAUUAGAAGUUUAAGAAAGAAUUAAGAAAUCUAUGAGAGCUUGGCUACCUCUAGCUGAUGCAAUUCUCGAAAUGGUUUAAGAUCAUUUACCUUCUCCUCGAGAGGCUAUGAAAUACCGCAGUAUGUAUCUAUACGAAGGACCUGCAGAUGAUGAAGCAUGUACAGCUAUGAAAGAAUGCAAUUCAGAGGGUCCAUUGAUGGUCUAUAUUUCUAAGAUGGUACCUACCUCUGAUCUUAGUAGAUUCUAUGCAUUCGGUAGAGUUUUCAGUGGUACAAUUACUCAAGGAAUGAAAGUAAGAGUUUAAGGUCCUGACUAUAAACCUGGAACUAAAGAAGGUCUUUUUAUAAAAACAAUUUAAAGAACAUUUUUGAUGAUGGGUAAGCAGCAAGAAGCUAUAGAAUCAGUACCUGCUGGUGGUACUGUAUUAAUUUUAGGUAUUGAUAGUGCACUCACAAAGACAGGCACUCUCACUACUUCUGAAUCAGCUCAUAAUAUUAGAAAUAUGAAAUAUACGAUCUCUCCUAUUUUAAGAGUUGCAGUAAGUACUCCUAAUUAGCAAGAUCUUCCUCGUUUGCUAGAGGGUCUCAAAAUGUUGCAAUAAUACGAUUAGCUUGUUUAAGUAGAAAUAGAUGAAAACACAGGAUCCUAUGUAGUUGCAGGAGGAGGUGAACUUCAUGUUUAGAUUUGCUUGGAAAAACUUAAUGAUUUUACACAUAAUUCUAUCAAAAUAGUUGCUUCUCAACCAACUGUUUCAUAUAGAGAAACAAUUAGCGAAAAGAGCUCUUAAACAUGUCUAGCUAAAACAGCAAAUAAACUAAAUCGUUUAUAUGGUACUUGCGACCCAUUAGAUGAGGCAUUAGGAUCUGCUAUAUCAGAUAACAAAAUUAAUAUUCAAGAGGUAAAUAGUUAAGAAACAAUAAAUACAUUGGUGAAUACUUAUAACUGGGAGAGAGAGGAUGCAAAAAAAAUAUGGUGUUUUGGUCCCUUAGAAAAAGAGUCUACAAACUGCAUUGUUAAUCUUACAGUAGGUAUUCAGGGAAUGCCUGCAAUAUAACCUUCAAUAAUUACAGCAUUUGAAUGGUGUACAAAGGAAGGUCUCUUGUGUGAUGAACCUCUAAGAAAUACCCGUUUUAAUAUUACUGAUGCUGUCAUACAUAUAGAUCCUGCCCACCAUCGUAGUAAUCAGAUAACUCCAGCUGCUAGAAGACUCUUUAAAGCGUGCUAAUAUGUGAGUGAACCUAAAAUUUUAGAGCCUUUUUAUUAAUGUGACAUAAGAAUACCUGAUGAUAGUAAAGGCCCAAUCUAUGCAGUUCUAAACAAAAGAAGAGGUAUAGUUGUUGGUGAAGAAUAUGAAGAAGCUCUUUCGAUGAUUCAAGCUCAUAUUCCUGUUUCAGAAAGCUUUGGUCUUGAUCAAGCUCUCAAAUCAGCAACUUAAGGUAAGGCUAUACCUGCCCUUUCAUUCAGUCAUUGGCAGGUAGUACAAGGAAAUCCUUUAGAUCCUGAAACCAAAUCAGGUAAAAUAGUCACUGAAAUAAGAACAAGAAAAGGUUUGACUGCUAAAAUACCUGAAUUAAAUAAUUAUUUAGAUAAGCUUUGA
Messenger RNA from Tetrahymena thermophila SB210, 2529 nucleotides. RefSeq names its product translation elongation factor EF-2 subunit. Gene Ontology annotation, cellular component: ribonucleoprotein complex; cytosol. Gene Ontology annotation, molecular function: GTP binding; GTPase activity; translation elongation factor activity. The transcript has a single exon. The record is from RefSeq and is a predicted model, not a curated record. Gene Ontology annotation, biological process: translational elongation. Lineage: Eukaryota; Ciliophora; Oligohymenophorea; Hymenostomatida; Tetrahymenidae.